AUGUCGCGCGUGCUGGUGGUGGGCGCGGGGCUGACGGGGGGCGCCUGCGCGGCGCAGCUGCGGGGGGCGUUGCGGGAGCGCGUCACCCUCUGGGACAAGGCGCGCGGCGCAGGGGGCCGCAUGAGCACAACCCGCAGCCCAUGGGACGCCGCCUGCACCGCAGACCUGGGCGCGCAGUACGUCACUCUCGAUCCCGAGCAUGCGGGGCCCCGCCUCAGCUUCUAUGAGGAACUUGUGUCCCAUGGCAUCUUGAAACCACUGACUGGCUCUGUUGAAGGAAUGGUGGUGAAAGAAGGCUCAUGCAAUUACGUGGCUCCCCAGGGCAUCUCCUCUGUUGUCAAGUAUUACUUAAAACAGUCAGCAGGUGCAGAUAUCUUCUAUGAACAGCAUGUAACUCACAUCUCUCUCAGAGAUGGGAAAUGGGAAGUCUCCAGGAAAACAGGACCACCAGAACAGUUUGAUAUAGUUAUUCUCACAAUGCCUGUUCCACAAAUUCUUCAGCUGCAAGGUGACAUUGUAAACAUAAUUAAUGAAACUCAAAAGCAGCAACUGGAAUCUGUGAGCUACUCCUCCCGCUAUGCUCUGGGACUUUUUUAUGAAGCUGGAACACGGAUUGAGGUCCCCUGGGCUGCACAGUACAUCACUGAUAAUCCCUGCAUACGCUUCAUCUCCAUCGAUAACAAGAAACGCAAUAUAGAGUCUCCUGAAAUUGGACCCUCAGUUGUCGUUCACACAACUGUGAUGUUUGGAAGCAAAUACCUGGAUUCAGACCCUGCAGAGGUGCAGCAGUUAAUUCUUAGUCAUCUGGAGCAGGUUCUGCCAUCUCUACCUCAGCCAGCAAGCAUCAAGUGUCAGAAAUGGAGAUACUCUCAGGUUAUUAAAGCUGUGCCCAACUGUCUGGGACAAAUGAUCCUUCAUACUCAACCUCUCCUGAUUUGUGGAGGUGAUGGAUUUACUCGCUCCAACUUUGAUGGCUGCAUAGAUUCUGCUAUGAGUGUUGCAGAGGCUGUGAAGUCCCAUUUAUAAAAAGUCCAAAGUCAGGUACUAAACUUAGUCCGAUUAAUUUUACUAUGGUGGAUUGAAUUCUAGAUUACUGAUAGUAUCACUGCCCUCUAUAUUGCAAAAGUAAAUAAAAGAAGAUCUAUUGGUGUGCUGUA
This is a messenger RNA of Calypte anna (Anna's hummingbird), 1157 nucleotides long. RefSeq names its product renalase, FAD dependent amine oxidase (gene RNLS). The record is from RefSeq and is a predicted model, not a curated record. Gene Ontology annotation, cellular component: extracellular region. The transcript has 7 exons. The coding region runs from base 1 to 1026 and encodes 341 amino acids. Gene Ontology annotation, molecular function: oxidoreductase activity, acting on NAD(P)H. NCBI's taxonomy places the organism in Eukaryota, Metazoa, Chordata, Aves, Apodiformes, Trochilidae.